UCCCAAAUAUUUUACAAUAAUCUUUUUCUGAAACAAAACAAAAUACUGCACCGAUUAGCAUAAUAAUACAGAUCAAAAAGUGUACCGCAGACACGUACAAUUCACGUCAUGUCGUUGUCUGCCACUAAUGCACAGACACAUAUUAUUUCAGACAGUCGAGGAACUCAUAAUGUCAACAAAGGUUAUUUAUUACCGUUGAACAUAGGGCGCGCGUAUAGUACAAGUAAUUUCUCCAAAAGAAAACAAAAACGAAGCAUGAGACGUUCGACAUCAACGACAUCGUCUGCAUUAGCGUUGCUGGCAUUUCUAUUUUUUUUGAACAUACUACAGAGAUCCUUGGAUGAAAGCAAACAAGGACCAGUGUUGAUGACGCGCAUAACAAAGCAGACAAAAAUACGACCGCGCAAUGAUUUCAUUGAAGACAAACAGUCAACUAUUGAAACUACUACUCUUGACAAUAUUAUAGUUAAAAAGUUUGAAAACAUUUAUAAUAAGUAGGUACUUUAAAUAAAAUUACAGUAAUGGAAUUACAUUGUGUAUACUUACAGGUGUUAAGUUCUAAGGUGAUUAAAUUUAAUCCUUUGUUUGGUUUCUUGAUUUCUUUAUUUUACAGUAUUGUUACAACUCAAACGUAUAUAAUAUUAAGCAUGUAAUAUAUUUUUUAUACAUAAUAUUGAAUUCAGUUUACCUAAUAAAAGUUGUUUAACAAAGGCA
Molecule: messenger RNA, 714 nt
Organism: Metopolophium dirhodum (rose-grain aphid)
Lineage: Eukaryota; Metazoa; Arthropoda; Insecta; Hemiptera; Aphididae
Exons: 3
Coding region: 109-498 (129 amino acids)
Source: RefSeq, a predicted model, not a curated record